GCAUUCCAAACAGUUUGCGUCAAACUUGCUAUAAACAUUAUGGCACCCACCUUACAACAACUGACAGCUCUUUAGCAACGAGAGAAAGAGAUAACGAUGCAAACGGAGCGGAGCUAUAUCUGUUUCACUAGACGUCAGCUGUCACAUUGAUUGUUUUCUCUACAUAUUUUCCAACACACAAAAUCGUAGAAAGUUUUCUCCUUCGCUUCGAGUAUCAUUUCGAGGAACAGGCAGAUUUUCUAGUGAAUAUAUCAACAGUAUACAGUCUUUUGCGCACAAUGAAGUCCAUCCGGUUCCAGCGGUACAGUGUAUUGAUGGGAAACUGGCCAAAAAGUUGCUAGAGCCGAACUGCCGAGCCUUAAAACGUUUGGCAAGUCAUAUUUUUCGAGGACCCUUCCAUGCCAUGAAGGACACUGGAGAACGGCGAAGGCGUUGCAGUGCAAAACGAAGGAUUAUUGGUUCCGGAGUUAAUCGACUAAAGCAACGGUGAACCAACGCACAACAGCGGCUGUUGACACAACCAGUUGACCUGUCCUGACACUGCCACCCCAUAUCAAGGUCAACCGCACCCGGCGCUGGUUGCUUUUCGGUUCGUGAUGCGCUACAUGGAACGUAUUGCGCCAUCUGGUCAGCCCCUGGUGUGACGUCACUCCCGCCUAGAGGGAUUUACAUCAUAUACAACGGCAAACACGCACACUGACAGCAGAAACCCGAUUAUCAGCUAGAUAAAGUCAUUGAAGCCGCAGCAUCAGCUGUUAAUAGCGUGCGCAUUGCGAUUACAAAAAACUCUCCCGACACUAGCGAAAAACAAACACACCCAGUAGCAACAAAAAAUGGCUGACGGUGGGACAAACGGAACAUUUCUGCGCACCAUCGAGUGGGACAUGAUGGAUAAGCGAAAAUUCUUCCCCCUCUCGAUGCUCAGCUCAUUCUCGGUCCGCUGUGCCCUGUACCCGUUGACGGUAAUCAAAACGCAGCUACAGGUACAGUUCCGGAACGACAUCUACAAAGGGAUGAUCGACGCCGGGAUCAAAAUCUAUCGUGCCGAGGGUGUGCCAGGGUUAUACCGAGGAUUUUGGAUUUCUUCGGUACAAAUUGUGAGCGGUGUGUUCUACAUCAGCACGUACGAAGGCGUGCGCCAUGUGCUGGGCCAGUAUGGUGCAAACCAGCGUGCAAAAUCACUCGUAGCCGGUGGUUGCGCCUCACUCGUCGGUCAAACCAUUAUCGUACCGUUCGAUGUGAUUUCACAGCACGCGAUGGUACUCGGGAUGGGAGCACACGGCGGUAAGAACGGUGCGGUCAACCCGCUCGGUAUCAACUUCGACAAGGGUAGCAGCCGGUUACGCAUUACGCGUGACAUUGCGCGCGAAAUUCUCCGCCGGGACGGUGUGCGUGGAUUUUACCGGGGGUAUACGGCGAGCCUGAUGGCGUACGUACCAAAUUCGGCCAUGUGGUGGGCGUUUUAUCAUUUGUAUCAGGACGAGUUACUAAAAAUCGUACCACCGUGGGUGUCCCAUCUGUUUGUGCAGUGUGUAGCCGGUAGUUUCGGUGGUUUCACCACAACCAUCAUAACGAAUCCGCUCGAUAUAGUGCGGGCACGAUUACAGGUCCAGCGGCUCGAUUCGAUGAGUGUCGCUUUCCGGGAGCUGUGGCAUGAGGAACAUUUUCACAUGUUCUUUAAGGGACUAACGGCACGAUUAGUGCAAUCGGCCGCAUUUUCCUUCAGCAUCAUCCUUGGCUAUGAAACGAUAAAGCGAGUUUCGGUUAACGAACAGUAUCGGCACAUGAUCAGGUGGUAACAACGAAUGAUCGUGCUUUGAAUGGACGUUUCUUUCUGUUGGUGGUAGAAUGUAUCUUCGUCGUAGUAUAAUGUUCAUUCGUUUGUAGAUUCGUUUACACCAGUGUUGUGUACAUCUCACCAUGGAUCGUAGAAGCUAAGGAAACCAAUGUUAAAAGUAGAUUAACCGUGUUCCCCACCAUCCUUGAACCGUAGGAAUAAGUGAAAGAUGAAACAAAACUAAUUUACGUUAAACAAGAACUAGAACUAAAAACUUUAUGUGCAAUAUUUACGCGUAUCUAGGUUUAAAAAUUAAUGUUCAACAUAUAAGCUGAAUCAGAGAACACGGGGAAACACACACAACAAUACGCGUGUGUGUGUGUGAAAAUUAUAAGUUAAUCCCCAUAAAACAAAUCGUUCCAAAAAGGGACGAGGCGAACGGUCAGACAAUAUCCAUUGCAUGUAGAACGUAUCUCGCACACACUUUCGCAGUUGUAGCAGCUACUAUGCAUCUCUUGUAAAUGUCCUUCCACUCAAUAAUGCCUUUCCGGCCUGGAUCGUAGAUCAUUAUUUAAGUUCAGAGUCACUGCAAAUAUGUAUAUUUUAUUUUGUAUAUCAAGUGAGUUGCUCUCGAAAAAAAGCAAUUGAAUACGGUUGACUUCUUGAACAGUCAAUCCGUACACAGUAUCACAUUUACUUUUAUUUCUACACAACAACAAAAAAAACGCGAAAGAGGUAGGAUUUUUAGUUUUGCCGUUGUCGUUUGUGAAACAAAAUAAUAACUUGACAAUAGGAAACACAGCGCAGAAGUUUGGUAUUGUACACGCGCAAGAGAGUUUUACCGUGUGUUCCCGUUUGGGGGAAGGGAGCGUAAAUGAAACCAAAAAGUUAUAUAAAACAGAACAAGCUUUAAUAAAGCGAACACGUUUAAACUGUUA
Molecule: messenger RNA, 2715 nt
Organism: Anopheles funestus (African malaria mosquito)
Lineage: Eukaryota; Metazoa; Arthropoda; Insecta; Diptera; Culicidae
Product: solute carrier family 25 member 44
Exons: 2
Coding region: 834-1799 (321 amino acids)
Biological process (GO): branched-chain amino acid catabolic process; transmembrane transport
Cellular component (GO): mitochondrion
Molecular function (GO): branched-chain amino acid transmembrane transporter activity
Source: RefSeq, a predicted model, not a curated record